AUGCCACCCUUCUGCAGGAAUGCAAAGUUGGGUCUGCUUUCUUUUCUGAUUUGCUUAUUACCUUUGGAGAUGGAAGCCUUUUGGUUAGGAAAAAUUGAAAAUAAUGUUUCUCUUUCCCCCCCCCAACAGGCUCAAAGUCAGGAAAUGAGAUACAAGACAUCCUUGGGGAUGAGGAAACGAUUGCGACUUAACCAAACGGCUCUGAAAGAGUCCAGUAGUAGCUCCGGACAUUAUGACCCCCAGCUCAUUGCUGCCUCCAGCCGCUCGGUGUUCCCUGGCCUUCACGAACAGCCUCCCGAGGCCUCCGCCAGUGGCACUUUGAACGGACUCCUGCGACUGGGGCUCCCCAGAGAAAUGAAUGCGCGCCCCGAAUCCUUCUCGCCAGGACCAGUCGCCCACAGCAACGCCCUAGCAGCUGCCGGGGCCCUGCAUGGCUAUGGGGGCAUGAACCUGACCGUGAACCUCGCUGUGCCCCAGGGUCCCGGUGCCUUCUUCCGUUACAUGCGCCAGCCCAUCAAACAGGAGCUCAUCUGCAAGUGGCUGGCGGUCGAUGGCCCCGAGCUCCCGCACCUCUGCUCCAAAACUUUCAGCACCAUGCACGAGCUGGUCACGCACGUCACUGUGGAGCACGUCGGCGGCCCGGAGCAGGCCAACCACAUCUGCUUCUGGGAGGAGUGUCCGCGCCAGGGCAAGCCCUUCAAAGCCAAAUACAAACUUGUAAAUCACAUCCGCGUUCAUACAGGCGAGAAGCCCUUCCCCUGUCCUUUCCCGGGGUGUGGGAAGGUCUUUGCUAGAUCAGAAAAUCUCAAAAUACACAAAAGAACUCACACAGGGGAGAAGCCCUUCAGGUGCGAGUUCGAGGGCUGCGAGCGACGCUUCGCCAACAGCAGCGACCGCAAGAAGCACUCGCACGUGCACACGAGCGACAAGCCGUACACGUGCAAAGUACGCGGCUGCGACAAGUGCUACACGCACCCCAGCUCGCUGCGUAAGCACAUGAAGGUGCACGGGCGCUCGCCGCCGCCUCUCAGCUCUGGCUACGUCUCUGCCACGCAGUCUGCCGCUGUGUCGCUUUCGUCCAACUUCGGCCGCGAGCCCCCGGUGGCCUCCUCGGCGGCAGUAGUGGCUCGUGGCAUCGAAUUGAGAGAAUGGUGA
Molecule: messenger RNA, 1155 nt
Organism: Eptesicus fuscus (big brown bat)
Lineage: Eukaryota; Metazoa; Chordata; Mammalia; Chiroptera; Vespertilionidae
Gene: ZIC4
Product: Zic family member 4
Biological process (GO): central nervous system development; regulation of transcription by RNA polymerase II
Cellular component (GO): nucleus
Molecular function (GO): DNA-binding transcription factor activity, RNA polymerase II-specific; RNA polymerase II cis-regulatory region sequence-specific DNA binding
Source: RefSeq, a predicted model, not a curated record